CGAGGGGGUCAAGGGUGAUGCAAGAUGGCGGCGCCCAUAAGCGGCUAAGGCAUGAAGUGGAUGAUGCUGGCGGCGGCCGGGACUCUGCUGGGGCGGCGGCUGAGGUGGCCCGCACCGGUCCGCGAGCACUGGAGACCGGCCGGGCGCUCACGGAGCCGGCGAGAGGCGGCCGAGGCCGAGGCGGACGCUCCCGUGUUCCAGUACGUGGGCGAGCGCGCGGCCCGCGCCGAUCGCGUCUUCGUAUGGGGCUUCAGCUUCUCGGGGGCGCUCGGAGUGCCCAGCUUCGUGGUGCCGGCCUCGGGGCCCGAACCCCGCGCCGGCCUGCGGCCCCGACGCAGAAUCCAGCCGGUACCCUACCGCCUGGAGCUGGACCAUAAGAUUUCCUCUGCUGCGUGUGGCUAUGGAUUCACACUGCUGUCCUCUAAAACCAAGGAUGUCACGAAAGUCUGGGGUAUGGGACUCAACAAAGACUCUCAGCUUGGAUUCCACAGGAGCCGGAAGGAUAAAACUAGGGGCUAUGAGUACGUCUUGGAGCCCUCGCCUGUCCUGCUGCCCCUCGACAGACCUCAGGAGACGAAGGUGUUGCAGGUGUCCUGCGGUCGAGCACAUUCCCUUAUCCUGACAGACAGAGAAGGUGUCUUCAGCAUGGGGAACAAUGCCCACGGGCAGUGCGGACGGAAGGUGGUGGAGGACGAAGUGUACAGUGAGAGUCACACAGUGCACAGGAUGCAGGACUUUGAUGGACAGGUAGUCCAGGUUGUCUGUGGUCAGGAUCACAGCCUGUUCCUCACAAACAAAGGGGAAGUCUAUUCUUGUGGAUGGGGUGCCGAUGGACAGACAGGCCUGGGUCACUACAACAUCACCAGCACACCAACCAAGCUGGGCGGAGACCUUGCUGGGGUGACGGUUGUCCAGGUUGCCACCUACGGUGAUUGCUGCUUGGCUGUGUCCUCCGAUGGAGGUGUCUUUGGCUGGGGAAAUUCUGAGUACCUGCAGCUGGCCUCGGUCACAGACUCCACUCAGGUUAACGUCCCUCGGUGCCUGCCUUUCUCCGAAGUAGGCAAGGUGAAGCAGGUGGCCUGUGGUGGCACUGGCUGUGCUGUAUUGAAUGAAGAAGGACAGAUCUUCGUCUGGGGCUAUGGAAUUCUUGGGAAAGGACCAAACCUCUUGGAAACGGCUCUUCCAGAAAUGAUUCCACCUACGCUCUUUGGCUUGACGGAGUUCAACCCCCAUGUCCAGGUUUCCCAGAUCCGAUGUGGGCUUAGCCAUUUUGCUGCACUCACCAACAAGGGUGAAUUGUUUGUGUGGGGCAAGAAUAUCCGAGGGUGCUUGGGAAUCGGACGCCUCGAAGACCAGUACUUCCCAUGGAGGGUGACAAUGCCCGGUGAGCCUGUGGAUGUGGCAUGUGGUGUGGAUCACAUGGUAACUCUGGCCAAGUCAUUCAUCUGAAUUUCCUGACAGGCCCAUCCCAGGCUGGCCCCAGCCUCCAACUAUACCGACAGCAACAGCUUGAUGGAGGCAGAGAGUGGCUACCACAGAGCUUCUGAUGAUACUGGGAGAGGGCCAGGGCCCUUGGAGCAGGGUGUUUACUCUGUGUCUUCAGUGGGGACAUUAUAAUAGCAGUCUGUGGAAAAGACCCUUCCCCGCUGAGGCUCCUGGCUGUGAACUCAGUUCAGGAUGGCUGCUCUUGGCUUGGUGUGCUCCUCAGGAUUACCAGGGUGUGAGGUCCUAGGAUGGCCAGGCUGAUGCCCUUUCCAGGUGACACAUGGUGGCAUCUGGGGAUGUGUCUUGCCUGUUUCUAAGGGAAGUUCAUUAUUCAGGGCACAUUUGAUAAUAAGAGAUUGGAGACAUGACAAGGCACUCAGAGAACUUGUAGUCUGCUGUCACAACACAACACACUUGGGCCUCUUGCUGGCCCAGCCCAGCAAGACAGCCAGCUGACUUCAGCUAGGGCCUGUCUGACCAGCUGCCACCCCACAAGUUCCCAGGACACAGUCCGGGAGCCCAGAAUGCCUUGGCUCGAGACUUCCUGGGGCGGCCAGUGUGAGCCAGCCUCCCCCCAUGGGUCUACAGUAUCCCAGCCUUGGAACCUCCUCUGUGCCUGGCUCUGAACAGUCCAGAAGCCCCCGAAGAAAGAAGCUAUAGGCCAAAUGCUUGUGGGCUGAGGGCUGUGGAAUCUUGGCUGGAGGGCCAGCCUUGGAGUAGGAAGCCUCAAAAACUGGGAAAAUACUUGUUAGGAAAGCUUGUGUUUUCCUUUCAGAAGAGUGUUUGAAAAAUUCUUUUGGAAUAAAGUCUAUUUCUGCUCUUUUUAAGAA
Messenger RNA from Phodopus roborovskii (desert hamster), 2315 nucleotides. It is a transcript of the gene Rcc1l, whose product is annotated as RCC1 like. The transcript has 11 exons. The coding region runs from base 52 to 1449 and encodes 465 amino acids. Lineage: Eukaryota; Metazoa; Chordata; Mammalia; Rodentia; Cricetidae. The record is from RefSeq and is a predicted model, not a curated record.